AUGUCAUCAACAGUGGCAGCAGGCGCCGGGUAUGGUUUCGAAAACAUAGAUCCGUUUCUGUCACCAGUCACUGCGUCAAGCUGGCCCUUCGACGAGUUCGCCCACGAUCCGGAUUAUCUGGCCUCACAGGAAGCAUUACGUUCGCUCAUGUUCACCACUGCACGAUCAGCCGCGCCAACUAGGGCAGGAACUCCUGUGGAGAAUGAUGACAUGAGUGGGUCAAUAAACAUCAAACGUGUGCUGGCCGACGGAAAACGAAUCCAGUAUCUGAAGAACUACAUGUCACAAGUAGCUCCAUGGCUUGACAUGUUCGACAGCCAGCGAGCGUUUGGAGUUCAAUUGCCCGCUCUUGCAAAAGAAUCGCCGCCUCUGCUAUACGCCAUCCUUGCGAUCGGAGCUCGCCAGCUCGAACGGAAGGACAAAAUCCAGUCAUCAUUUGACAGUCUCGAACUCUACCAAGAGGCUAUCCGACUGUUGACACCCUUGUUGCAAGCUCGAGACGUCCAAGUGAUCGCAGCUUGUGUUAUUCUGUGUUGCCUCGAAAUGUUCUCAGCUAGUGCUCAGGACUGGCGUCACCAUCUCGAGGGAUGUGCGGCUGUAUUUGAGGCUUUCGGCGUCAACGGCUUCAAUGGCGAUGUACUACAGGCUCUCUUCUGGUGCUAUGCACGCAUGGAUGUAUGCGGAGCGCUCAUCUCAGACGGCACAGAAAGCACGUUACUAAAGCCUUCGGAAUGGCUACCACAUGGCCUCACGGACGAAGAUGCAGAGGCACUUUUCCGAAACCCAAAGGUUCCAGAUAUGUAUGCCAACUAUGCUGUAUAUCUCUGCGCUAAGACGUGCGAACUCAUCUCCGACCGCAAUAAGUACACUGAGCUGGGCGCUGAGAAUGGGUGCGAUGCCGAACAGUUCCAAACACAGUCAUUUCGGUUAUGGGACCAACUCGCCAGUUGGUCUUCACAUCGCCCAUCAGAAAUGCAGGCUGUCGAAACUACCAAUACGACACCAUUUCCGCACGUCUUCUUCGCUCAUUGGGCUGCAAUAUCGUCCAACCAGCUGUACCACACCUCUUGUGUGUUGCUACUCAACAGCAAUCCAAAACUAAAGACGUCAUUGUCGCAGACACCCACCACAUCCAUUAUGUGGCACGUGAAACGCAUUUGUGGAAUCAGUCUGACAAAUCCGCAUGAAGGCUGUCUCAAUAACGCUAUACAACCGCUCUGGAUUGCUGGGCGCCUGCUGAGCCACUCCUCCGAACAGGCCCUGGUCGUCAAAACCAUUCGACAUAUCGAAGUCCUUACGGGAUGGACCGCGACCUGGCGCAUCCGUGACUUAGAAAGUACGUGGGGUUACAAGGUUCGCGGUGAGGUGUGA
This is a messenger RNA of Macroventuria anomochaeta, 1371 nucleotides long. RefSeq lists its product as uncharacterized. Gene Ontology annotation, biological process: positive regulation of transcription by RNA polymerase II. Gene Ontology annotation, cellular component: nucleus. The transcript has 4 exons. Lineage: Eukaryota; Fungi; Ascomycota; Dothideomycetes; Pleosporales; Didymellaceae. The record is from RefSeq and is a predicted model, not a curated record. The coding region runs from base 1 to 1371 and encodes 456 amino acids. Gene Ontology annotation, molecular function: transcription cis-regulatory region binding; DNA-binding transcription factor activity.